This is a messenger RNA of Plutella xylostella (diamondback moth), 557 nucleotides long. Its product is annotated as putative salivary secreted peptide. NCBI's taxonomy places the organism in Eukaryota, Metazoa, Arthropoda, Insecta, Lepidoptera, Plutellidae. The record is from RefSeq and is a predicted model, not a curated record.
CCAGUAUUACGACCUAAGUGUAACACAUAAUUAACCAUAAUUAAUAAUAUUUUACAAAAAUCCUAACAAAAUAUUUACAAAAAUGCGUGCGGUACUAAGUUUGACGGUAUUAUGCCUAGUGUUUUCACAAAUCGCCUGCCAGAGCCACGACUUGGUACUUGGGCAGGCGAACUUCGGAGAUGUGGUUACCUUCAAAACGAACGAAGCCAAGUACGGGUUUCCCUUCAUCGUGAGGACCAGCAUCAUAGAGUACCCGGAACCAGGUCAAGUAAACUACGCAUACAUCAGAGCAAUCUACGUAAAAGACAACGAGCGGGAUGGAACCGGCGGCUACCCUAGUAUUUCCUCUGGCGGGGUCGGCCAGAGAUUCGUCAAGAUCAAGCUGAAGAGCCAAAGAGGUCACGGGUUCAACUUCACUGUCACCAUCUACGGGAGAUACAUCUAAACUCCUAUGAGGUACUGGUCUCCUGGUACCGGUUGGAUGAGAUUGCGCUUUUGAAAUUGUUGUUUGUGCCAUGUUUGUUAGUUAGAGUUUAAUAAAUUAUUUGUAAUUUUAA